Messenger RNA from Podarcis raffonei (Aeolian wall lizard), 1229 nucleotides. It is a transcript of the gene IMMP2L, whose product is annotated as inner mitochondrial membrane peptidase subunit 2. The transcript is spliced from 6 exons. Lineage: Eukaryota; Metazoa; Chordata; Lepidosauria; Squamata; Lacertidae. The record is from RefSeq and is a predicted model, not a curated record. Gene Ontology annotation, biological process: mitochondrial respiratory chain complex assembly. Bases 139 to 666 code for a protein of 175 amino acids. Gene Ontology annotation, cellular component: membrane; mitochondrial inner membrane peptidase complex. Gene Ontology annotation, molecular function: serine-type endopeptidase activity.
GCGCUCAAACACCCACUUGCCUACCCGCCCCUCCUUCGCAACUCUCUCUUCCGUGCCGAAAGAGCGCACGCGCGGCUCGCCUCCUUUUUCUUUCUCUCCGCCCCCUUGGCGUGGUGGCGUCAGCGCCGAAAAGCGAUUAUGGCACAGACCCUAGGCUUUGGGCGGAAGUACAUCAAAGCCUUUUUGAAAGGCUUCUUUGUUGCUGUUCCAGUGACGGUGACUUUCCUUGACAGAGUGGCUUGCAUAGCAAGAGUGGAAGGAGCUUCAAUGCAGCCUUCUUUGAAUCCUGGAGGAAGACAGGAAUCUGAUGUAGUUCUUUUAAACCACUGGAGUAUUAGAAAUUAUGAAGUGCAACGUGGAGACAUAGUUUCACUGGUGUCUCCAAGAAACCCGGAGCAGAAGAUCAUUAAACGAGUGAUUGCUCUUGAAGGAGACAUUAUAAAAACCAUAGGCUACAAAAAGAAAUACGUAAAGGUUCCCCAUGGCCACAUGUGGGUAGAGGGUGAUCAUCGUGGACACAGCUUUGACAGCAAUGCUUUUGGCCCGGUCUCUCUUGGACUUCUACACGCUCGCGCAACCCAUAUCCUCUGGCCUCCAGAGCGCUGGCAGAAGUUGCAGCCCAAGCUUCCUCCAGAACGCCAGCUUCUCCAGGAUGAGGAGGAAUGACCGUUUCACAUCUGGUGGGAAGCAAGUUACUGACUCUUGAAUUAAAUGUAGGAAAGGGGCAAGAACAGCCAAUAACAGAACUGCCAAAUGUGCAGAGUUUCUGCAAGCAUAUAUAUAUAUAUAUGCGCAUGUCUGUAAAUCCAAACAGAUUUAAUUUAAUCACAUGAAAUGGUGCAUCCUUAGUUCUGAAGCAAUUGUGUCUUGAUUUGAAAUUUCAGCUUACUGUCAGCUGUACGGAGCUUGAAAUGUUUCAUCUAUCCCACUAUCACUAUAGAUGCGAAAUGUGUCAUUCCCCCCCUUCCAUAUUUUAUUUUCCAGGGAUUUGAUAUUUUUGUGGGGGGGGGGAGUGGGGGCAUGGUGCCAGAUCUUAAAAUGAAUAUGGAUUGUGAAAACAUAAAGUCAAUCAUAUAGUUCAUUGUUACUGCCAAGACGGAAUAAAUCAUUUUAACAUUUUGGAUUGCAGAAGAGUUGUUUGUAUUGAAUGAAUAGCAUUUCUGGUCCCAAAAAGCCUGUUAUACAAUCUGUCAUAAAAAUAAAUAAAACAAAAUGCAUUUUUCAUGAAA